This is a messenger RNA of Strongylocentrotus purpuratus (purple sea urchin), 2807 nucleotides long. RefSeq names its product semaphorin-2A. The record is from RefSeq and is a predicted model, not a curated record. Bases 157 to 2184 code for a protein of 675 amino acids. Lineage: Eukaryota; Metazoa; Echinodermata; Echinoidea; Camarodonta; Strongylocentrotidae. Gene Ontology annotation, biological process: semaphorin-plexin signaling pathway; axon extension; axon guidance. The transcript is spliced from 17 exons. Gene Ontology annotation, molecular function: semaphorin receptor binding; chemorepellent activity.
UAUACAUGUAUGACGUCGUCGUAUUGUUGUCUCAUCAUUGGAAUCGCCCGAAGUUUCCGAUUCUUCGGUUGUCAGUUUGUUCGCUCUUCUUUCUCUACUCGAGUACUUAAGUAAAUUUGAGAAUUGACAUUUUACCUGAGGUGAACUCUUGACGUCAUGGCUGCCCAUAGGCUGCUGCUAACUGUUCUCUGCUUCUGUGCCGUGCUAUGCUUGGUACAUGCAAAUCUGAGGGCCAAUCAUACUCAAAAGAUAAUAACCUCAAUGAGCUGUGGGUUUUCUGUAAAUGAAGUGCUAACAUCGUCAUCGUGUAACACAAACCUUCAGCAGGUCUUUAAGCUGCUUCAUGUGGACAGCGACAGGGUUCUUAUUGGAAGCACAGAAUGUCUGUAUGUUCUUGAUCGUAAUCUGACAUACAUCAAUUCAACCCAGCUAUCUCUGGAUGGUGUGGAUCUUGCCAAUUGUGAAAUCACUAAUUCUCAAGAGAAGGACUUCCUAUGCAAGAACUACAUCACAUAUGCGCAUGGAGUGAACGAAACAACAGCCCGUGUGUGUGGGACCUACGACUCUUUGAAUCCACGCUGUUGGACUUGUCGAUAUGAUGGCACAACUUUGCAGAGUUGCGGUGUUGGAUACAAGACCCUAGUUAUGCCAAGGACUCCAACAGAGAACUUCACAGUCACCGUCACUAACAUAACAGAUGGUUCUCCAGACUACUACUUCCUUGGAGGAUUAGACUCUAGCAAUGUUGAGAAAGUUCUAGCUAAAGUUAACUUUGUAGGUGAUGUCUCCUCAGCUGAGCCGGAAACGGAUGUUAACCAAGAAAACAUUUUAAAGGCACCAACAAACUUUGUAGGAUCAAUAGAACGCGGGGAAUUCAUCUAUUUCUUCUACCGAGAAACAGCCAUAGAAUAUGAGACCAUUGGACAGAUCAUAUACUCCCGGGUUGCUAGAGUUUGCAAGAAUGAUCCCGGAGGAGUAACAAAUCCCUUACGUGAUGAAUUCACUACAUUUCUUAAAACACGCUUGAUGUGUUCUGUUGGUGCUGAUUUCCCCUUCAUCUUCAAUGAAAUCCAGGAUGUGGUCCCAUCUCCUAGUGAUGAAAAUAUCAUCUAUGGAUUGUUCACUACCCCCAGUGCUGGGUCAUCUUCUACUGCAAUUUGUCGGUACAACAUGGACGAAAUUGAUGUCUUGUUCAAAGAAGACAAUCGCAGAGGUCAGGCAUCCUCAACAACGCUGUGGCAGAGUGUGACUAAACUUGCAGAGGAUACAGAGGACAGUAGGAGUUGCUCAACACCAUUCCAUGUUGAUGCAUAUAACUAUCUGGAGGAUUAUACUUUGCUGAACACCAAUGCACCGAAUUGCGGCCUGGACACAAUGUGCAAUGAUUACAGCCGCGCAACCGAUGAAGCCCUUGCUGUGUUUGAGGGCAUCCGUGGCCAACAGCUGGCAGUAUUCAAUGAAUCAUCCAACUCCAUCCUAGUCUACGUCGGCACCAAUAAUAAUACAAUCUAUGAAGCUAGCAUCGAUGCAAAUGAGGUCUUGAUCACAAGGCAGAUUGAAUUGGAGGUAGAUUCGGUUGACGAAACACAGAGAGCAAACAAGUGGCCGUUUGGAGUCAGUUAUCUUGAGGCAAACGGAGGGGUUAUCUAUGGAACUCUGGACAACGUUGCUUUUCGAUUUGAUCCCGAUUUUAAAGAAGCAGAUUUGAAGAUCCUUGAUCGAUCACCAGAUGUUUCCAAUUUCACCUUCCCUAUCAUCUUUGAUGAUGCCAGAAUCCAAAUCUUCAAACUCUUUGAGGGACCUGCUGGCUCUGAUAUAAAUGCAACCUUCUCAGGGGGAUUGGAGAAUCAUAAGUGCAGUCAGCAAGUCCUGAAGUCCACCGGGGCAGGAAAGAGGGAAUUCCUACAUGUCCUCUGUGAGAUAACUGCCCUUCAGGACAAUAUCAAUGGCAUUAUCACCGUUUCCAGCCCCUUGGACAGCAUCAUUGUUCUCAAUGUUACUGUAAACGUUGCUACAGACGAUUCAAAAAUGGUAGGAACUGGGAUCGCUGAGGAAGUUAAAUUGUAUGACGAACAAAUGGCUAAGUAUAGGUACGAAUUUCGCCAGUGGCUAGCUAAUAACGUGAAUUGCACUGAUGGAAUUAAGGAUACCUGCCCAGCUGCCAGUUCUCCAGGGUGUUUGUAAGCUCUGUGCUGCGAAAGCGUCAAAAUACUCUGUAGCAAGUUUUCAAGUCAACUCAUUACAACUCACUCUUGCAGUGAAAUGUGAAUGAAGAGUGGUUCUAAUUUGCAUCUUGGGCUGUAUUAAUCUUCUUCUCUUUUAAAAAAAAACUGAAAUAAAAGGUUUAGUAUACAAACUGCUGGGGAAAUUUGUCUGCUCUCCGACACUUGGUCUUGUUGAUACAGCCCUGGUGUACAUGCAUUCCCAUGUACAGUUUACAACUAAAUUAUUCAUGUUUUUACCAAGUUUUAAAGAAAAUGAGUGUGAAAUAUUGAUUUGUCCCAAUAUGACAUGUUAACGUUUACAUCUAUCAAGCAUGCUCUAAUUCAACCAGUCGACCUUUCAUUCUUGAGUUACAAAAAAACAAAAACAAACAAACAAACAACAACAACAACAACAACAAUAACAACAACAACAAAAAUUCAAUUUUACCAGAAGUACCGGUAUGAAUAAUUCAGUAAUGUUAGUUGUACAUGUAAUACAUGUAAAUGCCUAGGGUGGAGUUUCCAAACAUUUUGCCAUUGUAUAUUAGGGUCUGAAUGUCUGAAUCGGUCCUUCUUAUCAUAUGCAAUCUCCAGAAGAAAAAA